Vicia faba (fava bean) is the source of this 621-nucleotide messenger RNA. Lineage: Eukaryota; Viridiplantae; Streptophyta; Magnoliopsida; Fabales; Fabaceae. The record is from the annotation of a GenBank genome assembly.
AUGAAUUUCAUUGGAUUGCUUUUGGUGUGUUCCCUCACUAUGUUCUCAUCUGUUUCUGCCUAUGCUGAAGGAUGGACCAAUGCUCAUGCCACCUUCUAUGGAGGGAGUGAUGCUUCAGGAACAAUGGGUGGGGCUUGUGGUUAUGGUAACCUUUACAGUCAAGGCUAUGGAACAAACACUGCUGCUUUGAGCACAGCACUUUUCAACAACGGUGGUUGGUGUAACCCUCCUCUCCAGCAUUUCGAUCUUGCUCAACCUGUUUUUCUUCAUAUCGCUCAAUACAAAGCUGGAAUUGUUCCUGUAUCUUACAGAAGGGUAUCCUGUAGGAGAAAGGGAGGUAUAAGGUUCACUAUCAAUGGACACUCUUACUUCAACCUUGUUCUUAUCACAAACGUUGGAGGUGCUGGUGAUGUGCAUGCUGCUUUCAUCAAAGGGUCAAAAACUGGUUGGAUUUCCAUGUCAAGAAACUGGGGACAGAAUUGGCAGAGCAACAAUUAUCUUAAUGGUCAAAGCUUGUCUUUUAAGGUUACUACAAGUGAUGGUCGUACUGUUGUCUCCAAUAAUAUUGCUCCAGCUGGAUGGUCUUUUGGUCAAACAUACACUGGUGCUCAAAUCCACUAG